This is a messenger RNA of Orussus abietinus, 1224 nucleotides long. It is a transcript of the gene Fdx2, whose product is annotated as adrenodoxin. The record is from RefSeq and is a predicted model, not a curated record. Lineage: Eukaryota; Metazoa; Arthropoda; Insecta; Hymenoptera; Orussidae. Gene Ontology annotation, cellular component: mitochondrion. Gene Ontology annotation, biological process: P450-containing electron transport chain; positive regulation of oxidoreductase activity. The transcript is spliced from 4 exons. Bases 269 to 754 code for a protein of 161 amino acids. Gene Ontology annotation, molecular function: 2 iron, 2 sulfur cluster binding.
UGGCAGCACUGACCGCACUGACUGCAACAGUCUGGAAGCGCUCGUUGCACGGGUUGUUCCGUGGAAGUGCACAAGGGUUAUUUUAUACGUCAAAAUUAUCAAAACACCUGGUAUCCGUACAAAAUUAAGUCCUUGACACACAGCAUGAUUGAAAGUAUUUCUUCGAACAAGAAAUCAAAAAUUUAAUUGAAGAGUUAAUAUUAGGAAUAAAUACAUGAACCAUCGGAAUAUACUUUUAUAGACAGGAUCACGGAUAGUCAAGUAUAGAAUGGCAUUGAUUCGUGGAUUACGUACUAUAUCCGAAAAGGUCUUAUUUCCGCCUUUUAAAAACGUGUCUCGAGCUAUCAAUGCUGAGAGUUCCGUUGCCCCUCUCGUCCGAACAACCUCCACGAUGCAACCUCUUUGUCAAAAACAAGAAGUGACAGUUACAUUUGUUAGGACUAAUGGGGAACGAAUCGAGGCAAAGGGUAAAGUUGGAGACACUUUACUCGACAUUGUUGUUAAUAACAGCGUCGACUUGGAUGGCUAUGGUGCAUGCGAAGGUACCUUAACAUGCAGUACUUGUCACUUAAUAUUUCCAAAAGAAGUAUAUGACUCGCUUCCAGAGAAACCAACUUUAGAGGAAAUGGACAUGCUUGACUUGGCAUAUGACCUCACAGAAACGUCCAGAUUGGGAUGUCAGAUAACGAUGACAAAAGAACUCGACGGACUCGAAGUAAGAGUACCAGCAACGAUAAAUGAUGCAAGAUCUUAGCAAACCCGUUUGUAAUUUCCGGGAAGUAACGAAUAACACUAGAAUCCAGCUGUACAACGUAUCAUAAAUGGGCAGUGCCCAUUUAUAGGUGAAUUUCUAUCAACGAAGGAUAUAGGACUGAAUCAUUUCAAAGUGGAUAUAAUAUUAUGUACAUACUGAGUCACUCUUUUAACUGCAAACCUUAUAUUUGUUUUAUCCACUCUUUACCAUGCCAGCUUAAGAGAUAUAUCUGUACUAAAGAUACGUUUUAACGUAUAUUUAUCUAUGCAAUAUUGUUAAUAAGUGCCUACAAUUAUAGGAAAGGUAUGAAAUGUUUGUGGCAUGGUGUGUUCACAGAAUGUUUUGACAAAUCAUGUCCUAUCAGGUGCAUGGAUGUUGUAUAGACUGAAUAGUUUUUGAUGCAGAAGUGCAACUAUGAAAAACUAAUUCUAAAAAAUGAUUAAACAAACUAAUAAAUUAGAAGAAAAGUA